GAGGAUGUCGGUGAUGAUAAUCGGACAAUGUGAGACCAGAGUGAACCCCGCGUGUGCAAAUAGGAGUGCCUGGAUGUGCGCGCGCCCACGUAUUGAUCCUGCGGAGGAUCCUGAGGGAGGCAGUGUCCCAGCAUCCUGCGAGGAUGUUCGGCGUUCGGAAAAUGUGGUGGAAGCAAUGCGCCAGGUCCUAGGAAUCCUGCGGAAACCGAUGCAAGAAGAGCGGAUAGAAGAGGAGAAUCGCAUCAGGAAAAAAAACGAGGAGAACCGGUGUGUUUUGCGUUCAUCCAUACAUGUGAUAAUUAAGUGAUAGAAUGUUGUGGCGCCGCUUGAUCCGCUUCUUGCUCUUCUUCUGUUCGACGACCAUACACGUUUCGCUAUCGAAUCCUGACGCGAAGAGGCUCUACGACGAUCUGCUCAGCAAUUACAACCGUCUAAUCAGACCGGUCAGCAAUAACACGGACACCGUUCUCGUUAAGCUAGGUCUCAGAUUGUCGCAGCUCAUCGAACUGAAUUUGAAGGACCAAAUUUUGACGACCAACGUUUGGCUCGAGCACGAAUGGACGGAUCACAAGUUCAUGUGGGAUCCCCAGGAGUACGGAGGUGUCACGGAACUCUACGUGCCUUCCGAGCACAUUUGGUUACCUGACAUCGUCCUAUACAACAAUGCUGAUGGAGAAUAUGUAGUAACAACAAUGACUAAAGCUGUAUUAAGGCACACUGGGAAAGUGUUGUGGACGCCUCCGGCGAUUUUCAAGUCAUCGUGCGAGAUUGAUGUCAGAUACUUUCCGUUCGAUCAGCAGACGUGUUUCAUGAAGUUCGGUUCUUGGACGUACGAUGGAAAUCAGAUUGAUCUUAAGCACAUUAAUCAAAAAGUAGGAGAGGAUAAGGUAGAGGUAGGCAUAGAUUUAAGGGAAUAUUACCCGAGCGUGGAAUGGGACAUCCUAGGUGUUCCGGCGGAAAGACACGAGAAGUACUACCCCUGUUGCGCUGAACCAUACCCAGAUAUAUUCUUCAAUAUAACCUUAAGACGCAAGACUCUGUUCUACACGGUCAAUUUGAUAGUUCCCUGCGUAGGAAUCUCGUAUUUGUCUGUGCUGGUCUUCUACCUUCCCGCAGAUUCCGGCGAGAAGAUCGCCCUCUGCAUCAACAUCCUCCUAUCGCAGACGAUGUUCUUCUUGCUGAUAUCGGAGAUCAUACCAUCCACGUCGUUGGCGCUUCCGCUUCUCGGAAAGUACAUUCUAUUCACGAUGGUUCUAGUAGGAUUAUCAGUAGUGAUCACAAUCAUAAUACUCAACGUGCAUUACCGUAAACCGAGCACGCACAAAAUGGCGCCGUGGGUGCGGAACUUCUUCAUCAAGAGCGUUCCCAAACUUCUCCUGAUGAGGGUCCCUAAAGAUCUGCUCACCGAAUUGGCGGCCAACAAAAUCAAUACCUCUUCCGGAAGGAUGAUGAUGGCCAAACGCGAGAUGGACACGCUUCCAUCCACAGCAUCUUCAUCCUCCUCCUCAUCAAGUUCUUCACGAAAUCGACCGGGUUGCAACGGUCUGCACACGACAAGCGCAACAAAUAGAUUGCGCGGUUUUGCUGGUGCCCUAGGCGGUAGGUUAGGUUACAACGGAUUACCAUCGGUCUUCUCAGGUUUGGAUGAGAGCGAUUCCGGUACGCGCAAGAAGUACCCGUUCGAGCUGGAGAAGGCCAUACACAACGUAAUGUUCAUACAGCACCACAUCCAAAGGCAAGAUCAAUUCAACGCUGAAGACCAAGACUGGGGUUUCGUUGCGAUGGUCUUAGAUAGGCUCUUCCUCUGGAUGUUUAUUGUAGCGUCGUUAGUUGGCACUUUCGCAAUAUUGUGCGAAGCGCCCGCACUUUACGACGAUACAGAACCUAUCGACAUGGAACUGUCGUCCGUCGCUCAGCAACAGUAUCUACCGGAAUUUGACUUGAUCUAACUACUACCAGUUUAUACCCUCUCUAUACUCUAAUUACUAUUAUUUCAUAUUUAUUUUUUUUUUGUUUUAAAUUCUUUGAUCGAAGCAUCAAAGUAUUCAUUCAUGAAUCAUUCGAUCAGCGAUCAGCUGUUCAUCGUCGUUGCUGAUCUACCUUUGUUUUCGUUUCGUUC
Messenger RNA from Nicrophorus vespilloides, 2119 nucleotides. RefSeq names its product acetylcholine receptor subunit alpha-like 2 (gene nAChRalpha2). Lineage: Eukaryota; Metazoa; Arthropoda; Insecta; Coleoptera; Silphidae. The record is from RefSeq and is a predicted model, not a curated record. Gene Ontology annotation, molecular function: acetylcholine-gated monoatomic cation-selective channel activity; transmembrane signaling receptor activity. Gene Ontology annotation, cellular component: postsynaptic membrane; neuron projection; synapse. Bases 312 to 1949 code for a protein of 545 amino acids. The transcript is spliced from 8 exons. Gene Ontology annotation, biological process: monoatomic ion transmembrane transport; signal transduction; nervous system process.